Molecule: messenger RNA, 2596 nt
Organism: Cololabis saira (Pacific saury)
Lineage: Eukaryota; Metazoa; Chordata; Actinopteri; Beloniformes; Belonidae
Gene: ptger4b
Product: prostaglandin E receptor 4 (subtype EP4) b
Exons: 2
Coding region: 209-1588 (459 amino acids)
Biological process (GO): adenylate cyclase-activating G protein-coupled receptor signaling pathway; cellular response to prostaglandin E stimulus; positive regulation of cytosolic calcium ion concentration
Cellular component (GO): plasma membrane
Molecular function (GO): prostaglandin E receptor activity
Source: RefSeq, a predicted model, not a curated record
AUCAACGUGAGCGCACCGUGCAGCCCCUGUGUGUUAUUUGAUCAACAGAAGCACCAGAUACAACGUGUUUCUCGCGUUUUUCACGAAGACUGUGCGCAAGGUUCAUUCUGUGCGUAAAGGGCGCUUUUCCGGGACAUAAUGGCUUUGGUGAUCGCUGAUGAAGCUGAGGAACACGCAUUGAUGGGAAGUGUCUCUACCUUUUGGAAGUAUGAGUGAGACAGUGACAGAAUCCUCCUCCUCAGGGAUGGGCAGCACGCCAGAGUCGAGAGUCACCAUCCCGGUGAUCAUGUUCAUUUUCGGGGUGGUGGGAAAUGUGAUCGCCAUCGUGGUUCUGAGAAUAUCAAGAAAGGAGCAAAAAGAGACGACUUUCUACACGCUGGUGUGCGGCCUGGCGGUGACGGACCUGCUGGGCACGCUGCUGGCGAGCCCCGUCACCAUCGCCACCUACGUGAACCGCUCCUGGCCCGGAGGCGCGCCGCUGUGCCAAUACUCCGGCUUCAUCCUGCUCUUCUUCUUCGUUACGCAGCUCAGCAUUUUAUUCGCAAUGUCUGUCGAAAGGUACCUUGCGAUAAACCACGCGUAUUUCUACAACCAGUGCAUCAAUCAAAAGCUGGCCGCGGUUGCUCUUUUGGCCAUUUACAUCUCCAACAUCGUGUUUUGCGCGCUGCCCGCUGCGGGGAUCGGCAGCGUGACGCUCCAGAACUCCAAGACCUGGUGCUUCAUUGACUGGAAGAACAACGACACGACAGUCAAAACUUUUAAUCUAAUGUAUGCGGGCGUCAAUUCAGUCAUCGUGCUGGCCACUGUGUUCUUCAACGUCAUGGUGUUCGGAGCCCUGAUCCUCAUGCACAGGCGCUUCAUCCGGCGCACGUCUCUGGGCACGGACCAGCGGCGCAUCGCGGAGCUCCGGCGCAGACGCAAUUUUGGACGAUUGGCCGCAGCAGAGAUCCAGAUGGUUAUUCUGCUCGUGGCUACUUCCGUUGUGGUUCUCAUCUGCUCCAUACCUUUGGUUUUGAGGAUAUUUGUGAAUCAGCUGAAUGGAAAUCAUAAAGAAGAGCCUCCACCGCAAAACGAUCUGCUGGCCAUCCGCAUGGCCUCGGUCAAUCCCAUCUUAGACCCUUGGAUCUACAUUCUUCUCAGAAAGACAGUUGUUUUGAAGGUGAUGGAAAAAAUCAAGUGCCUGUUCUGCAAGAUGGGCGGCCGCGGACGAACGGGGAACGGACAUUUUCUCUGUGCUGACGGCUAUCUCUCCUCGUCCAUCAUCUCAAGAGAUUCUCCAUCACUGGUGUCCCGUGACAUGCGUGAGAGGUUGAGCCUCUCACCCAGUAUCCUGUAUCUAUCUGAGGGGAACAUGGGGAGUCUGGGCUCAUUUCAAGCAGGUUCACUGGGGGGCUCCAGCCUGCCGGCUGUGCAGGUGUCACAAAGUUCCCCGGAGGUGUUGCGACCUCAGAGAGGGCUCUCGCAGGAAGAUUUCGAGGACAGAAUGCCUUGUGAGAUGUUGAAUGAACUUCCAAUGUACUCCAAGGACCCGACUCUACAUGUCACUCUAACUGAUGACACGGCAAACAAGCAGGAGAAAUGCAUAUAACGCACAGCACGCUCUCAGCGGGAUCUGUUUCAUAAGACUGCCGUGGGACAGGAGAUAGGCACCAGUUACUUCACUGUAAAAUGACUGAAUUAUCGCCCAUCAGUCUGACAUCUUUUGGAUGGCUAAUAAGAUGACAUUUAACUUAUGUAUAACUGAAAACGAUAUCCAGUAUCAAUGUAUAACUCACCUGUAAUUAUCUACCACAUGUCUAAACACACUUUAGUACAAACCCAAUUGUUAAAACAAUAUAGAGCCAUAGACAUCAUCAUUACAAAGGAAAUCUUCUGUUGCACUUUUUUCAGUUUUAAACCACUUUGAGGUGGCAUUUUUUUGACAUCCAACACAAUGACUGUAAAAAAAAAAAAAAAAUCACUUUUAGAAAUGUGAACAUGAUGUUAAUUUAUUUGAAGUAUUAAAGCAACACUGUGGAAAAAAUGGGUUUUAGCAACCAGGGGCCACCUACAGGUCAGUUGUGGUCAAGUACUGUCGUGAGACAGUUUAAAUAUGGAAACAUGUGGAUAUGUUUACCAGCUUAAGUUCAGUAUAACCCGCAAAGAAAUCGAAGCCUGUGAAACUGACAGAGACUAUUCGAGGAGGUUUUGGUGGUGAAAUGGGUGGUGAAAUCCCAGCUUUAAAUGCAGCGGCACACUUAGAUCCAAGGUAGCCAUACCUCCUGAAAUACAGACACAUCCUCUGAAAUUUGUUUCCAUACCAUGGUCAAAGUACAUAAAGGUCGUUUACACAAGACAUACAUCACCCUAAAACAAUAAAAACCAUACAAAAAACCAGAAAACACCAGGCUAAUAAGUGUAGUAAUCCAGAUGCUUCAUUAGGGCUGUUCGAUUUUGCCCAAAAAUAAAAUCUCGAUUUUUUUCUCUCAAAAUCCGAUUUUCGAUUACGAUUACGAUUAUUUUGUGAAUUGACAAAAGGCAAAGAAAUGAUUUCAAAUAUGCAGUUUUUUUAUUGAACAUUUGCCCCAUUGGGCUUUAAGUGCAAACUUUGCUCUUA